Molecule: messenger RNA, 3108 nt
Organism: Vitis riparia (riverbank grape)
Lineage: Eukaryota; Viridiplantae; Streptophyta; Magnoliopsida; Vitales; Vitaceae
Product: protein ROOT HAIR DEFECTIVE 3
Exons: 23
Coding region: 132-2567 (811 amino acids)
Biological process (GO): endoplasmic reticulum membrane fusion
Cellular component (GO): endoplasmic reticulum
Molecular function (GO): GTPase activity; GTP binding
Source: RefSeq, a predicted model, not a curated record
CACUCAAACCCACUUUUAAAGAACAGAGAAAAGCCAUCGCCAUCCUCAGCCCCCUCUCAUCGCUCUUCCUGCCAAAUCUUGGGCUUCGCAACAAUUCUCAGGCCAUCUCUACCUUUGGUAUCUCUAUCAAAAUGGGUAAUGCCGAUGAAUGUUGUUCGACACAGCUCAUUGAUGGGGAUGGCAUGUUUAAUGUUCAUGGACUUGAAAAUUUUAUGAAGGAGGUGAAACUGGCUGAAUGUGGUCUUUCAUAUGCUGUAGUUUCCAUCAUGGGCCCACAGAGUAGUGGGAAGAGCACACUAUUAAAUCAUUUGUUUCAUACCAACUUCAGGGAGAUGGAUGCUUUUAGAGGAAGGUCUCAAACCACUAAAGGUAUUUGGUUAGCAAGAUGUGCUGGCAUUGAACCUUGUACUCUUGUAAUGGAUUUGGAGGGUACUGACGGAAGAGAACGAGGAGAGGAUGAUACUGCAUUUGAGAAGCAGAGUGCCCUUUUUGCUCUUGCUGUUUCAGACAUAGUGCUAAUCAACAUGUGGUGUCAUGAUAUUGGUCGUGAGCAGGCUGCAAAUAAGCCUCUUCUGAAAACUGUAUUCCAGGUUAUGAUGCGAUUGUUUAGUCCACGAAAAACAACUUUGAUGUUUGUCAUUCGUGAUAAAACAAGGACACCACUGGAAAAUUUAGAACCUGUUCUAAGGGAAGAUAUCCAGAAGAUAUGGGACUCUGUUCCUAAGCCACAAGCACAUAAGGAAACUCCGCUGAGUGAAUUUUUUAAUGUUCAAGUUACAGCUCUUUCUAGUUAUGAGGAGAAGGAAGAACUGUUUAAAGAGCAGGUUGCUAGCUUAAGGCAGCAAUUCCACCAAUCUAUAGCACCUGGUGGUCUUGCUGGAGAUCGCCGAGCUGUAGUACCUGCUUCAGGAUUUUCGUUUAGUGCUCAGCAGAUCUGGAAAGUUAUUAAGGAGAAUAAGGACCUUGACCUUCCUGCUCACAAGGUAAUGGUGGCUACUGUUCGCUGUGAAGAGAUUGCCAAUGAAAAGUUUGCCUAUUUUGCCUCAAAUGAGGAGUGGUGUCAAAUUGAAGAGGAUGUGCAAACUGGUACUGUUCCUGGCUUUGGAAAGAAGCUCAGUUUAAUUAUUGGUUCUUGUCUAUCAGAGUAUGAUGCAGAAGCUAUAUAUUUCGAUGAAGGUGUUAGAUCUGCAAAGCGGGAACAGCUGGAAGCAAAAUUGCUGCAACUUGUUCAACCGGCCUACCAAUUGAUGUUGGGACACAUAAGGUCUGGAACACUAGAUAAAUUCAAGGAAGCAUUUGAUAAGGCUUUGAGUGGAGGAGAAGGGUUUGCUGUGGCUGCUCAUGGUUGCACAAAGGCUUUGAUGACUCAAUUUGAUGAAGAAUGUGCAGAUGCUGUUAUUGAGCAAGCAAACUGGGACACCUCUAAAGUAAGAGAUAAGCUUCGUCGUGACAUAGAUGCACAUGUUGCUGCAGUUCGUGCUACCAAACUGUCUGAACUUACUGCCUUGUAUGAGGGAAAACUGAAUGAAGGAUUAUCAGGACCAGUGGAAGCUCUUUUAGAUGGGGCUAACAGUGAGACCUGGCCGGCAAUAAGGGUGCUUCUUUUACGUGAGACUGAAUCAGCUAUCUUAGGGCUCUCUAGUGCACUUUCUGGUUUUGACAUGGAUGAACAGACUAAAGAUAAAAUGCUUGCAAGUUUAGAAAAUUAUGCAAGAGGUGUGGUUGAAGCAAAAGCAAGAGAAGAAGCUGGAAGGGUCCUGAUCCGUAUGAAGGAUAGGUUUGCGACAUUGUUUAGCCAUGAUUCUGACUCAAUGCCACGUGUCUGGACUGGGAAAGAAGAUAUUCGUGCAAUCACCAAAACUGCUCGUUCUUCUUCCCUGAAGUUGCUUUCUGUUAUGGCUGCAAUCCGUUUGGAUGAUUAUACUGAUAAUAUCGAGAAUACUUUAUCUGCUGCUUUGGUGGAUAAUGUGAAAAGUGCUGUUACCAAUAGGAGCAUCACAACAGUUGAUCCACUUGCCUCAAGCACUUGGGAAGAGGUUCCUCCCUCAAAAACAUUGAUAACCCCUGUUCAGUGCAAAAAUUUGUGGAGGCAAUUCAAGAUGGAGACAGAGUACAGUGUAACUCAGGCCAUUGCUGCUCAGGAAGCCAACAAGCGUAAUAACAACUGGUUACCACCUCCAUGGGCAAUUGUUGCUAUGGUCGUCCUGGGAUUCAAUGAAUUUAUGACACUUCUAAGGAAUCCUUUGUAUCUAGGUGUAAUCUUUGUUGCUUUUCUACUCUCAAAAGCCCUAUGGGUGCAGCUAGACAUCGCCGGUGAAUUCCGCCAUGGCAUUGUUCCUGGGAUGCUCUCCUUGGCAACCAAGCUCCUUCCCACUGUCAUGAACCUUCUAAGAAAACUGGCCGAGGAGGGGGCAAAGCCUCCAACCACUGACACUCCAGGAAAUCCUCUACCUAAGAGCUUCCGAAAUGGAGUGAAUACCAGCAGUGCUGUAUCAUCAAGUGCUUCAUCCGAAAUAACAUCGGAAAACGGAACUGAAGAAUACUCAAGCUCCUCAAAACAAGACUAGGUGAAACAAUAUAAUAUCUAAUCAGCUAGCAGGUUUUCCUUUCUUUGAAGUUGCUGCUCUUCUGCUCACUCUAUGUUGGGGAUGUUCAGCGUAUAUGAACCAUGCAUGUCAACACUAAUUGCGAGCAUUUGCGAGGAACCCGCUUUGAAGGCAUUGAUUUUUGCAUAGGUGCCACAUACUGGGGGCUGUGGUUUGUUGUGAAAAAGUCCCCAUUAAAUAGCUUUUCAUAUUUCAGUUUUCUAGGUGUUUAUUUUGGUUCUGCUUGUGGGAUAAAAAUCAGAAGCCUCUUCCUCAUCCUCCCUUGAUUAUUAUCAUUGAUUCUACUGGUUUGCCUUCAGUUUUGUUUUGUGAGAAUUACGCCACCACCAUUAUUGGUUUUGUAUUUCCCCAUAAGUUGAACAAUCUGUGUGUGUGACAUAGGGGAGAAGAGAGGUACUUUCUUUUCAGCCAAACAACAUAUUAAAGGACCAUUUGAGUCACAUUCUGAACCUAUUUAUGUAUCCAAAAACAUUUAUAGUUACUGUACUUGUGCCUGCUUCAA